This is a messenger RNA of Siniperca chuatsi (mandarin fish), 6110 nucleotides long. RefSeq names its product Ral GEF with PH domain and SH3 binding motif 2 (gene ralgps2). Gene Ontology annotation, cellular component: plasma membrane. Lineage: Eukaryota; Metazoa; Chordata; Actinopteri; Centrarchiformes; Sinipercidae. The transcript is spliced from 21 exons. Gene Ontology annotation, biological process: Ras protein signal transduction; positive regulation of GTPase activity. The record is from RefSeq and is a predicted model, not a curated record. The coding region runs from base 421 to 2184 and encodes 587 amino acids. Gene Ontology annotation, molecular function: guanyl-nucleotide exchange factor activity.
AAACUAAGCCGGUGUGUAGAGGAUGAUGGGCGGACUGGCCAGCGUGCACGUUGGAAGCUCCGCCCGUUGGCCGUGCGUCUCCUCCGUCCUCAUUCAAAACAGAACACAGCUGUUGCGAGGCGCAUCGUCGUGUCCUGAGCGUUAGCCCAAAACCUGUUAGCCGUCGGCUGCUGUCUUCUGUUGGCCUCUGAUGUACCCACUGGAAUAUCAGAAGAAGAAAGAAGAAAACGGCGCACUUCGGCAGCAGGAGCCAGCCUCAGAGAAAGACAGGACUUGAUAGACAAAGACAGCAAUACAGAACAACAGGCUAACCUCACGUCCAACACUAUGCGCAUCUGACACACAACUGAGGGCCGGGCGGGCUUUGCUGCAGCUGAGGAUGAUGAAUGGUCUCCUGUGCUAGAGCUAGAUGGUGUGGGAAUGAUGGACCUCCCUAAUGGUCAAUCAAGCAUCAUCACCACCACCGCUGCAACAGUCUCUGAGAAGAGUAGCAGCUCAGAAUCUCUCAGUGAUAAGGGUUCUUCGGACCUGAAGAAGAGUUUUGAUGCUGUUGUGUUUGAUGUGCUGAAGGUCACCCCUGAAGAAUAUGCAGGCCAGAUUACGCUCAUGGAUGCUCCUGUGUUCAAAGCCAUCCAGCCAGAGGAGCUGUCAAGCUGUGGCUGGAACAAGAAGGAGAAGCACAGCUCUGCUCCAAAUGUUGUGGCCUUCACUCGCAGGUUCAACCAGACAAGUUUCUGGGUGGUACGAGAGAUCCUUCAUGCACAGACGUUGAAGAUCAGAGCGGAGGUGCUGAGUCUGUACAUUCGCACUGCCAAGAAACUGUGUGACAUGAACAACCUCCAUGCGGUCAUGGCUGUUGUGUCAACGUUACAAAGUGCUCCCAUCUUCAGACUUACCAAAACAUGGGCUUUGCUGAGUCGGAAGGACAAAGCAACAUUUGAUCGGCUCGACUACCUGAUGUCCAAAGAAGACAACUAUAAACGACUGAGAGACUUCAUAAGCAGCCAGAGCAUGGUCUCGUGUAUUCCAUACCUAGGGAUGUACCUGUCUGAUCUGACAUAUAUAGACUCAGCCUAUCCCUCCACAGGCAGCAUACUGGAGAACGAACAGAGAUCAAAUCUGAUGAAUAACAUUCUCAGAAUCAUAUCGGACCUGCAGAGGUCCUGCACCUAUGAUAUACCGGUGUUGCCUCAUGUACAGAAGUAUCUCAACUCAGUCAGGUAUAUCGAGGAGCUGCAGAAGUUUGUAGAGGACGACAAUUACAAGUUGUCACAGAAGAUUGAGCCAGGCACCAGCACACCACGAGCAAACGCCUCCAAAGAGGAUCUUGUUGGCCAGGAAGCGUCAGCAUCUCCUCUCUGCGGCCGUAAAUGUACGGUAGCAGCUGAAGGAACCAAAGUCCCGGCUACACCUCCCUCCCCCAGGAACCUGCUGCCCUAUGGACACAGGAAGUGUCACAGCCUGGGCUACAAUUUCAUCCAUAAGAUGAAUACAGUAGAGUUUAAAAGUGCUACGUUCCCUAACGCUGGUUCUCGCCAUCUGUUGGACGACAGUGUGAUGGAGAGCCACAGUCCCACCAGGGGACAAGCAGAGAGCUCAACUCUGUCCAGUGGUAUUUCACUUGGGAGCAGCGAGGGCUCUGAGCUCAGUGAAGAGGUGUCUUGGCCAGCGUUUGAGAGGACUCGGUUCUAUCACUCUCUGGGCCCAGUGACCCGUGUGGCCCGCAUCCCCUACAGAGGAGUCCUGAGGCCCAGCAGCUCAGCGGAGUCAGAGGAGCUUGCAGUUCACUUGUAUCCCGGAGCAGUCACAGUGCAGGGGGUGCUGAGGCGGAAGACUGUGCUCAAAGAGGGCAAGAAACCAACAGUGGCAUCAUGGACCAAAUACUGGGUUGCUCUUUGCGGAGCCCAGCUCUACUACUACCCUGCCAAGUCCCUGAAGGCCACUGAGAGGAAACAUUUCAAGUCGACGUCCAGUAAGACCGUGUGUGUGGUGGGUCUAAUGGCCAUGAUGGCUGACGAUCCCGAGCAUCCUGAUGUCUUCUUGCUGACAGACUCUGAGCACGGUAACACCUACAAGUACCAGGCAGGAAACAGAAUGAACGCUUUGCUCUGGUUCAAACAUCUGAGUGCUGCCUGUCAGAGCAAUAGGCAACAGGUGCCAGCCAAUCUGAUGUCAUUCGAGUGACCGAUGCUGAGGAGAGUGACUGAGCAAAGGAGAGAGGGAUGAGGACACAGACGAGGAGGAUGAGGAGGAGUAUUGACUCAGUAGUGGGAGCUUUCACUGCCAUGAGCCCUGACCGCUGAUUCUCCGAUUCUAUCCCCGGCCUCACUGCAGCCUCAUCUGCCACCACUGCCUUAACCAGUACCCUGUGUGUGUGUGUGUGUGUGUGUGUGUGUGAGUGAGAGAGAAUUCGAGUCUGUGUGUGGAUGGAAGUGACUGUUUUGGAUGUACUGACUACUGAACAAGGACCUGCACCACUGCUCUUGUCUCCCAUUUGCUCUCAGUGUCUUGUUUUUACUGUUCAGCACUUCAGUGGAGCCAUUCGACUUCUCCUCUCCUCUCUCGCAGGCAGACUGUCCUUGGAUGGCCAGAAAUAACCCUCUCCUCUGUGUUUUUUUUUUUUUUUUUUUUUUUAGGGGUUAACUAUUUUUAUUUGUUCCCCCGCCAUGCUCGAACGCAGGCUUCCUGCCUUUUAAUCGGCUGGACACACAAUCACAACACACACACUCACAUCGGACUAACCCAUUGGACUUUGGAAAGUUUGAAAACACUUUUUUUACUUACUCGGUUCACACUUUCAAUUGUUGGUCUCUUCAUUCACUUGAGUUGGCUUGGAGUCACAGAAUUAUUUGCAUGAACCACACACUCUCUCUCUCUCACACACACACACACACACACACAGGCCUAUUUGAUCGCAUUGUCGUAAACGUAAGGGCUCUGAUUCGCAAUCGAUUCCAGCAGGAACAAUUCCCACACUUCCUGAAUGUGUCUAGUUUUAUUACAGAACUUAGCCCCCCCCACCCCCGCCUUUUCUGUCAUAUACUCACUAAGUGUUCUGUACGUAUGUGUGCGUGUUUGUAUAACUGCAUUGGGUGAGGAGGGGUGGGGGUGGGAGGGCAAAUAUUUGCUUAAAUGACAGGAAUCUUGUCUGUGUUCCACAUAGGUACGAUAAUCCCAGAAUCUAAGCUAAGACGUGUUCACGGUUGGGUAGACAAGAGUUACUCCUUUUACAAACCUGUAUUUUUGUGUUCUCCAGUGUUGUCUGCUCACUGUCGGCUGCCGUCAGCUCAGAAAAAAUGACGCUUGGUUCACCAGACUCACACACAUACUAAACACUAAAGAUAUGAAACUGUGAAAGAGUCCAAGAGAGAGAGCAGCAAGAACUCAUAAUAUACGAUUUUCUCUCCACUUCUUGUUGCUUAAUAUGGUUAGAGCCUCUGGUCUGGAGCAGACAUUCAAAGCUACCUGGAGCCAUACAGAGUCUAUUUUAAAUCUUGUUUGUUUAUAUUGUUUGUUAGCUGUUUUUUUUUUUUUUUUCCUUUUAUGGGAGGGAUGGUGCAGUUCACAGUAUUGCCAUGUAGUAGAUGAUUGCACGUCAAUGUAGUUUUGUCUGUUACAUUUGAAUGUUACAUUUUUGUGUUGUUCUCCCUUUUUGGAACAUUUAUUUUGAAUAUUUUAUGUAUAUGUGAAUUUUCUAUUUUUCUUUUUUUGCCCCUCCAGGACCCUACUCAGUUUUAGGCCCUAACCGUAUUACAUCUGAUUUGCAAUAGCAUCAAGCACCUUGGUUAAAAUUAGUGCCAGGUGAUGUAACGUCACUGUUUUUCUUCAGGUUAGCGAAACGUUAGGAAGGAUGGAGCUGCAGUGGAAGCAGAUGCACUGGCAUGUUUCAGUGGGAAAAACCUGGGAUUUACAGUUCCCACUGUGCAUCACAGAUGUUUCAGGGUGCCACAAAUAGACUAUUGCUGUUUUGUUUUUGUUGGGAGCAAAUUGCAUCCAAAUGAACAAACAGGAUCGGGAUGAAUAAGAUGACAAUGAUGGGUAGCUUUUUGCCCAGUAAAAUUCAUUAAAUUCUAAUCCUCCUUUUUAAAACAUCUGUUUACAUUGUAUGUUUACACAAUCUUUUGCCCAAAAUCACAAUCCCUUCAAUGCUCCACAUGUUAUAAACCUUAGGAAAUGUAUUACAGUAUGUAGAAACAAAUGUCCCACCUAUCAAUGGGGUAUAUUAAGCUCAGAGUUCGUUUCAGUUGUUGAUAAGGGAUGAUGCAAUGGAGAGGUGAACAUAUCCAUACUCGCAGCACUGGAUCCCUUCUAAUGUGCUUCAGUCAGCCCCCUUCGAUAGUCAUUAAAACUGUCCUCAACACAAUAUACAAGUCAACUAGACAAAGACAAUUUAGUGCCCAUAAAGAGAUGUUCAGUCCUUUUGUAUGUUAACUAAAGGAGAGAUGGUAGCGGAUGAACCUGUGGAAGAAUGAAUGAGGAAGCCAAAGACAGGCGUAUGUAAAGCAGCAGUUACUGUAAGUGUGUGAGUGCAUUUGUUAGCCUGCUGUGAAUACAUCUCUAUUUUUCUAAAACAUUGUAAUUCAGGCCAGAUAGGUAGUCCCUCAAGGCUGCUGUCACCGCUGAGGAGUGGGGCUAACCAGCUCCCUAAACACCUGUGUGACUGACUGCCGGCUCAUGCCACGACUCCACACUGGCUUGUGUUGUACUGGAAGUGUGAAGAAAGGAGGACUUGCGAGCAGAUAAGAAGUGGAAGCUGUACUCAUCUCUGUCCACUUGUGGCCUGUGAAAAGAGCUUUUUGCUGCAUAAUGGAGCAGAGACGAUGUUUAGAGACAAAAUCCCAGAGCUGAAGCACUAUAGAGGUUGAUCAUUUCUGUGUUUGAAUCUGAUUGGUUGGCUGUGGACAAAGGGGGCCCGUGAAUGAAAUAAGUGAAAUGGAUGAGUUUGGGGUUGAGGGGUUUAGAGACUGUUUUACCUGUGUAUAUCUACAGAUGGCGGUCGGUUUGUCUCUUCACUUACAUGAGCUAAACCUGCUGUCAUUUGCAAUAUCCUGAGAAAUUGGUGCAGUUAAGCUAGAAUUGAUGCCGUCCCAAAAACUCUGAAGAAAGGACUGUAAACAGAAGUAGCUGCGAUGUAAACAAACUCAAUAUAGAUAGUCAACAUCGCCAUCACAUUUCCCUUCUUUCUAUUUGCUUUAUCUGAUGUUAAUUGAGAACAAAGAAAGAAAAAGACAAAUGAAACGAAUGUGGAUUCCUGAGUUUUCGACCUAACCAGACUUUUUGGGAGCAUCUUGGAAGGUUUAUUUGAAUUAAUUUGGGUUUAACAAUCUUUCCCUCGAGGAAAAACCCAGAUCAUGUUGAGGGCUUUUUGUGAGGUAUUCCUCACUGUAACCUGAGUUUACAUGAUUUUCAUUUUUAUUAUCAUUUCUGUACAGUGUAUGGUCAAAACAGUGGAAACACAUGUUUCAUUUGGGGAUGUUUUGUGGUUUUAGUCGACUCAUUUCUUGGAUUUCAAGGCCAUUUACUUCUAACAUAAUGACCCCAUGAUCUAUUUUGGGAUGAGAGUGGAAGAUUCAGGCUAAAUGUCAGGCGCUCCUCAUUUAAGGUUAUUACAAAGAAACUUGAUGCCAUUCUUGAAAAUUCCCCUUCCUGUGGUUCAUGUUGUUUCCUUGAAAUUGACCAUACAAAUGCACAGCUAGCUCUGUAUUAACUGUUUUGAGUGAAUCUGCCUUUUAAAUUCAUUCUUUUUAACAGUCAUGACAGUCGAGAUGAAGGGUUCAGCCAGAGGAAGUGUUUUCAGUGUGGUUAUACAAUGUGUUCGUCCUCUGAUUCAGUGGUGAACUCGAAUCAAUGUGAAUCUGUGCCACUGUGCGCUAGACAGGCAUCAUUCACUGUUUACCAAGGACAUCAACAACAACCGUCAUCCCAGUCAGGGGACGAGGGUGAUGUAUAAAUGGCCGUUGACCUUCACCCUUUACCUGGCUGUGUGUGUGUCUGUCUCUGUCUGCCCGUGUCAUGACUGUGGUGAGCGCUGUGACCUCAGUGCUGAGUGAUGCGCUGCCUGGUGUGAAGACUGAGAAUCAAUAAACACUCUGCCCUUUUUUUACUCCACA